UGAUGAUUGGAAUAACAGUCUUCAACCAUUUGGCAUUUAUUGUGAUUUUAAUGUCACAUUUUCCACACGCGUUCGAGUGCGGAAAAGCUAAGAAGGGCAGCAGUUGUGAAACUACUAGGGAUGAUACGAUAACGAAUACAAGCGAGGAAGGACUGGUGACGUUUUCACUGAUGGCCGAAUCAAACAAACAUCCGUUAAUUGUUUCGCCAAAAAGGGGCUUAACAAAAAUAUGGAAUUCGAUUAAUCCCGAUGUGAAGACGGACGCAGACGUCAUUAAGAAAGGUCGGAAAUUUCUUGCAUAUGCUAAACAAAGGUACAAUGUAGAUAUGACUAGCGUUAGUGAUACGCAACUGCAAAUGGGUUCAACGAUUACUUCAGCGAAUCUAACGUUCAUGGGUUAUACGGAUGCGUCGAAUCUUCGAGUCGUAACUGAAACAACACCCGCCCACCGGACGACCUAUUAUCGAAACACAUUAUAUAAGUGCGUCGGAUAUGCUCUUGUCGCAACUGGGGAUACUUUUGUCGAUGGCGGAGAAUGGACCGGCAUGAUGAAAAAGAAUUCGGUAAUUUAUGAAGAGAACUGUGUGAUAGACAGCAAAGAGUGUGAGUCUGAUGAUGGGCCACACAUUAUGACGGUGCGAACGCUUGGUGUUCACCCUCCAAAGUUCUACAAAGGCGAAUUUACUGAGGUCAGAACACUUGAGGCAGAAAUCGAGUCAAGCAAAUACGGACGUGGAAUUUGUUACGGCCAAGAUAUACACCCUGUUUUUAUUUUUACAUCUAUUUGCGUGUUUUAGUAGUACCACGAUGAGCAAGUACUGCAAAAAUAAUCAUUUUGAAUGAUAAUAAGGCAAAUAAAAUAUUGUGUAUGUCGGGA
Molecule: messenger RNA, 877 nt
Organism: Owenia fusiformis
Lineage: Eukaryota; Metazoa; Annelida; Polychaeta; Sabellida; Oweniidae
Source: the annotation of a GenBank genome assembly